Messenger RNA from Neurospora crassa OR74A, 2860 nucleotides. RefSeq lists its product as hypothetical. The coding region runs from base 559 to 2610 and encodes 683 amino acids. The transcript is spliced from 3 exons. Gene Ontology annotation, biological process: epoxide metabolic process. Gene Ontology annotation, molecular function: epoxide hydrolase activity. The record is from RefSeq and is a predicted model, not a curated record. NCBI's taxonomy places the organism in Eukaryota, Fungi, Ascomycota, Sordariomycetes, Sordariales, Sordariaceae.
CUUUUGGAUGACCUGACAAAGGUGCGCCAACGGCUUUACGGCUUUCUUCGAGUCCGCAUGCACGUCCUGAAAUAUCCUUUUCUGUACUUACAAACUAGGAAAGGGGAGGAAGAGGAGGAGGAGAGAGAAAGGGGGGGGGGGGGGCCUCUACGGCACUAUACCUACCUCCUCCCUCCUCUGUACCGACCACAUCUACCUACCUACCUACCUAGUCCCCUACAUCUUCCUAAUUUUCUCCAGUCUAUACCCAGAACUCCAGCUGGUGGCUGAAGAUUUCUUUCGUUCUGUUAUUAUUUAAUCCUUCCUUCCCCUCUUACAUAUAUCCAUAUCUCGUUGAGGAACCGCUGCGUGUCUAGGUGGCACUGAAACUUUCACUUCUCACCUUGUUUUGUUAUUUACCGUUGAACACUUUCGAUCGAUUUUUCGAUUGUCGUCUUCGUUAAAUCGUCACAUUUGUGAUUCACUGACACAAAACUAUCUUCACAUUCUCUCAUACGAGAGCUUUAAUACUGCAUAACAAGCUCAUUGGAAACGAGACAUAAUAUAGCGGGAUCCACGAUGGCGGAUCCAAGCAGUGAUGUCCAAGUUGCCCCGGAUGAGGAAGUGAAGGCUUAUAAGAUUCAUAUCCCGACCAAGCAUCUUGACCUCACCAGACAGAAGCUCGAGCUUACUCGUCUUCCCCACGAAGGCUCCAGCUCAGGUAACAGGUCUAAAGAUUGGUGGGAGCCGAAGCCGAUCGUGGAACCGCUCAUUGAUUUUUGGCUCGAGAGAUACUCCUGGCGCGAAGCGGAAAGCACGCUCAACAGCACCCUCCCCCAGUUCCGCACCACCAUCACCCUUCCGAAUCUCGGCAACGCCGCCCUCCGAGUCCAUUUCAUCCACGCCCGCUCUCCACACCCCGAGGCCGUGCCUCUCCUCCUGGUCCCUCCGUUCCCCUUCACCAACCUGUCCCUGGGGCACCUCAUCAAGCCUCUCACAGAUCCUGAUGCGGCAUCAGAAGAUGGCACUUCUCCGAGACAGCAAGCCUUCCAUCUCGUCAUCCCCUCCCUCCCCGGUCUCGGUCUAAGCGACGCCCUCCCAGCCAACGUCCCCCCCAUCCCCGCCUCCGCCACGAUCCUCGACACUCUGAUGCGCCGCCUUGGCUACGCCCAGUACCUCGUCACUGGUUCCGGACCGGGCCACCUCUCGCCGGCUGCCAUCGACUUCCGGGUAGUCAACAGGCUGGCCACGCACCACACCAAGUCGUGCGUGGGCGCGCACCUGAUUGCUCCCCCCCUCAAAGCGCCAACGAGAAACGAGCAAGGUACCGGGGCGUGGGUUAAGUGGAAGGUGGCCAAGAUGUUGAAGAAGGAGAAGUGGGGAUAUAAAGGGGAGGAUUGGGGGGCUUGGGCGGCGGGGAACAAUGGCAACGGGGGGAAGACGACCAAUAAGGAAAAGAGGAAGUUGGGCCUGAACGCUCUCGGUGGUGGCGACGGUGGUCUCGCAGAGGACCCCAACACGCUGGCUUACGCGCUGUGCGACUCCCCUACCGGCAUGCUCGUCUUCGUGCUGAGGGGGUUGCGUGCCUUGGGGUUGGAUGAAAAAGCCUUGUCCUCGCCAUUUUUCACGCAUGAGAAGAUCAUUACGCUGACAAACAUGUUGUGGUUACCCGGUCCGGAGACGGCCAUGAGGUACUGGGCGCAUUGCGCGGCCUAUCCUGAGGAUGACGGUGAAAAAAGUAGCGCGAGCAAAUUGAGCGGGAAGAAGCCCAAGGUCGCGAUAACAGUCUUCACGGGCACGGGGAGCAACGGCGGUAGAUCUCCAGCAGCAGGACAGGAUUCCACCGAAACGACAACAGCCACAGCUGCUGCAGGAGCAUCAAGCGACGCUCUCCCCACCCUCAACAAGCAAGUCCCUUUGUCCCGCGCCCAAGCCGCUGCCCGCUCAGCCGAACAACACACCUACGUCUGCCCGGCAUGGGGCAAUUCCGUCUAUGACGUCGUCUUCCAAGAGCGCGUCUCAGGACACGCUGAAGGAUUGCUAGCUUUCACGCGGCCCGAGAUCAUUGUCGCUGGCGUGAAGGGGCUGGCGAAGGAAGUGUUGGCGCGGGAUUCGCGACUAAAGACAGCAAAGUCCGAGAGCUCCCAUCAGCAGGAGCCUUCGAAAGAACAGCAACAACUACAGCCACAACAAACCACUGCCGUUGGUGGGUCCUCACUAACAUCCUUCCCUUCGCCUUCGUCAACAGAACAUGGUCCCGCCGGGCCUCUCGCCCCUCUGGACAAAGUCGUUGUCGUCCCCGCUUCUCCCGUCGAUGAGAACGUGAUUAGCAGCAGCGGUAACCCCUCCAGCGGGAAUAAUAACAAUGGACUCAAAAAACCACCCUCUGUGGUAGUAGCCAUCGCCCCAGGAACCUCCACGAUCCUCGAAGAAGCGGAAGAUAGUGACGAGGAGAAGAAUCGUGGUAGAUCGACGAAACCGGAAAAGGGCAAAGCGGUCGCUGCUGCUAGUGUGCCGCCACCACCGUCGAACAACAACCCUAACCUGCUAAACCUGCCGACGAGGAAUCAGUCGGAGGGCGAGAGUCCGGAAACGCUGGUAAAUACGCCGAGCCCAGCGCCGAGUCCUUAGGGUGGACGAGGGGGUGCGUUGGCGGUGAUAAGGGGGUGAAGCACAAGGGGGGCGAGGAAGGAAAGGUGGAAAGGUUCUAAUGAUGUGAUUUGGGUAUUCAUGUAAAACGGGGAUUGGGCUUAGAUGGAUUCUCUUCAACAACCACACUUUUUGAUAAGCGGACAAUUUCAGGAACGCCUUUUUGUUAAUUAUGCUGAUCCAUUUCUGUGUUUGAGUGCUCAAAUGAUACCAUGGGGAAAGUGACAAUGAG